GUCCAACAGGAAGUUUGACCAGAAAGCUGUGAAAAGUGUCAUCGCUGAUAGUCACUCAGUGUUGAUGGUGCGCUGAACUUUGAUGUUAAUCUAAGUUAAGGAGCCGAAAAAGAGCAGGCAGAAGUCAGUGUUACAGAGAAAGUUUCCUCAUUGAUCGUAUAAUGUGCCAUCCACAGAACAACAGAGAAGCAGAAGCUCCAACCUCCCAACAACAGAGUGUGCCACGUGGAGGGCCAAAGGUCACCUCAGAGAGAGUCGCCCUGUUCGUUCUCAGUGCUCUCCUGGCAGCUGCUGCCGUUGUUAUUUGCCGUCUCUCUUUUGAGAACCUGCGAAACAAGAAAAGUUUCCAGACACUGAGAGACGAGCAUGAAGCCAUGAAAAGAAAUCUCAGAGUGAAAUCAUGCAACACGGUGCAGCCAACGUGCCCAAACCCUCCUGAUGUAAAAAUGAAUGAGCCAUGUCAGAAAUGUGAAGAAGGCUGGGAGCUUCACGGAGGGAAGUGCUAUUAUUUCUCCACCGACCGUUUGCCCUGGGAACGCAGCAGAAAUCAAUGUAGAAAUCAACAUGGAGAUCUGGUGAAGAUAGACAGCAGAGAGGAGCAGACAUUCCUGGAGCUGAAACUGAGAGAAAAAAUGAACGAACCUGAGGACAAGUUCUGGAUCGGACUGACGGACUCACAGACAGAGGGCACAUGGCUGUGGGCCGACGGCUCGCCACUGGACACCAGGUUGACUUUUUGGUCCUCCAGAGAGCCAGACAACUGGGAAGGACAAGAUCCUGAUGGAGAGGACUGUGUGAGGAUGGGGAAGAGAGGCGGAGCUCUAGACCUGAACUGUUGGUUUGAUAAAUCCUGCAAAGUGCCUCACAGACGUAUCUGUGAGAAAAAAGUAACAGUUGCACAUUUAAAAUGUGUCUGAGAUGUAGUUCAGCUCAAGUAUCGCUCAGCCCGUUACACAUGCUCAGGACCGGACGCAGGAAGUGGAGCGAUGCUAUUUAUAUACAGCUUAUGUUAGGAAAAUAAAAAUAAUAAGCCCUGCAAACAUUACAAUGCACUUACAGUAUUUAAAGUAAAAGUACUCAAUGCAGAAAAGUGUCCCCUGUGAUUGUUUAUUGUUUACUGAUUAUUACUCGUGCAUUAAUGUGAAAGUAAGAUUUUACUGUUGUAGUUGGUUGAAGUGGAGUUCAUUUUAACUGUUUUGUGUCGGACUGCAACUAAUGAUUAUUUUCAUUAUGAAUUAAUCUGCUGAUUAUUUUCUCCAUUAAUUGACUGAUUGGUUUGUAAAAAUUUUGAAAAUAGUGAGAACUACACAACUACACAGAGCCUAAAGAGACACCUUCACAAUGCAAUGUUUUUGCAUAAAGAAAAACUUAAACAAUAUCAAAAUAGUUGCCAAUUUGUUUUCGGUCAAUCCAAUAAUCAUUUCAGCUGUACUUGCUUAAUCUGUUUGGUAGUUUAAUUUAUAACAACGUUUUAUAUUUUAUAAGCUCUUCGCUUUUUGUGUGCAAAAAUCUUAAUUUGUUAAGUUAGUAACUAAAGACAAAUAAAUGUAGUGAAGUAAAAAUGCCAUUAUUUCCCUCUGAGAUGUAGUGGAGUAGAAGUAGAAAUGUGCAGUGAGUGACUGUGCAGAAUUAACCAGCUUUUACUGAUGUUCUUAAUUUGAGCUUCAACAGCUCGGGUCAACUGUAAAAAAAAUAAAAAAUGCAUUAAACAAUUUUUGAAACUA
This is a messenger RNA of Perca fluviatilis (European perch), 1724 nucleotides long. Its product is annotated as hepatic lectin-like. Lineage: Eukaryota; Metazoa; Chordata; Actinopteri; Perciformes; Percidae. The transcript is spliced from 8 exons. The coding region runs from base 162 to 917 and encodes 251 amino acids. The record is from RefSeq and is a predicted model, not a curated record.